Nerophis ophidion (straightnose pipefish) is the source of this 7626-nucleotide messenger RNA. RefSeq names its product family with sequence similarity 53 member B (gene fam53b). The record is from RefSeq and is a predicted model, not a curated record. Gene Ontology annotation, cellular component: nucleus. Lineage: Eukaryota; Metazoa; Chordata; Actinopteri; Syngnathiformes; Syngnathidae. Gene Ontology annotation, biological process: protein import into nucleus; positive regulation of canonical Wnt signaling pathway.
CUGACCCAGGCGGUGACGUCACGGGCUGUGUAAGCGUGCAAUGAUGGACAGUAGAGCAGCGGGUUAAAUGUUCCACUUUACUCCUCGUCCUGCUCCCUGGCUGCUGCUCCACGCUGACUUUUACUUCACUUUUUCUCGCCUUUUUUCCCCCGCGACAUGGUCCUGCCACGCUGAGAACGACCUCACAGGAAGCGGCGGUCGGGGAGAGGCCAGCGCACGUCCACGGAAGACACGGAAACGGUGUAAUGCUUUUGGGAGCGAACUUUGGACAUCCCAUCGCCAUGGCCGGCCCGACUCGCCCUCUCUGCAACGGCUCGGGACAAAGACGGGGGUUGCCAUGGUGAUCAUUUACAAGAAGACGCUGGAGAAGAAGGGCGCCGACGAUGUGACGUCCAAAAACACGCAUUUGAGCUCGUUCCAGGCGCAGACCAUGAGCCGGGGGACCACCCUCUUCUCUCCUGGACUCACGGAUACAAGGCGGUGGUGUGAGGCGGCCCACCAGAGGCCGGUCGGGACCAGCCUGGAGAGUCUGUGGGACGUCCUGCCCGAGGUGCACGGCAUGCCCGGCCAGUGGGGCUGGGACGUGGGCUCCGCCUCCAGCACCAUCACCAGCCUGCUGCAGGACCUCAGCCUGACCGAGGCGGCCUCCUCGCUGGUCACGGCGCCGCCCAGCAAGAGGCAGUGCCGGUCCUUGUCCUGCUCUGAUGAACUCCAUCGCAGCGCCUGGCGCCCCCAGGGCUCCCGCGUUUGGACCAGCGUGGAGAAAAGGCGGUGCCACAGCGGCGGUAGCGUCCAGCGCGGCGGAACCAGCGCCGCCGGCGCCGCUGCCUCCAGAGGGGCUCAAGCGGGCAUGCAGCGCAGCUCCAGCUUCAGCCUGCCCGCACGCUGCAACCCCCAAGACCUGCCCUGCUUCCCCACAGUCCAGCCCCUCUACCUCUCCCACGAACAGAUCCCCGAGCCCAUCAGCUCCCCGGACUCCACCCCCGAGCUGGAACGCCGCGGCGGCCUGGCCCGUAGCCGCUCGCAACCCUGCGUCCUCAACGACAAGAAGAUCGGCGUGAAGCGCAGGAGACCGGCGGACACGCAGAGGCCUUCGCUGGACCUGGCCAAGAUGACCCAGAAACUCCCUAACUUCCACAGCCUGAGCUGCCCCAGGAUUACGGGCCACGACAUCCACGAGUCCGGCCGAAGCCCGGCCCCUCCCGCCGGGGAGGACUCCUCCACGAACACUUCGGACCGCGUCCCGGGCGAGACCGAGCUCACCUUCGAGGAGACGGACCGGAUCGGGAAGACGAAGGCGCCUCUGUGGGCGGGGCUUUGCCACGCCGGGAAGGAGGGGGCGUAUCUCCUCGGCGGCGAACUCGACAUCGAGCAGAUCGAGAGGAACUGAGGACGGAGCGUUUUUCAAGUCUUAAAGCAGGGACGUUAUGCACUAAGGGGGGGGGGGGUCUUUUGGGCGUUGAACGAUUCGAUCCCAUUCCUGGGGGGCCGAUUCCAUUCAGAAUCGAUUCUUGAUUCAAACCGAUUCUCGCAAUUUUUAAUAAUAAUUACGUAACCCAAAACCAAUGAAGUUGGCACGUUUUGUAAAUGUUAAAUAAAAAUAAAAUAAAGUCAUUUGCAAAUCCUUUUCAACUUAUAUUCAGUUGAAUAGACUGCAAAGACAAGAUAUUUGAUGUUCCAACUGAGAAACUUCAUUAACUUAGAAUUUAAUGGCACAUUGCAAACAUUUUUUUUUUACCACUGUGUUACAUGGCCUUUCCUUUUAACAACACUCAGUAAACGUUUGGGAACUGAGGAGACCAGUUUUUGAAGCUUUUCAGGCGGAGUUGUUCAACAGUCCGGGGUCUCUGUUGUGGUAUUUUAGGCUUCAUAAUGUUGUCAAUGGGAGACAUGUCUGGACUACAGGCAGGCCAGUCUAGUACCCGCACUCUUUUACUAUGAAAUAAGCAGGGGCGUCCAUGAUAAACGUUACUUGGAUGGCAACAUAAGUUGCUCCAAAACCUGUAUGUACCUUUCAGCAUUAAUAGUACCUUCACAGAUGUGUAAGUUACCCAUGCCUUGGGCACUAAUACACCCCCAUACCAUCACCCAUGCUGGCUUUUGCACUUUGCGCCUAGAACAAUCCGGAUGAUUCUUUUCCUCUUUUUCUAACGACAUCCACAGUUAUCAAAAACAAUUUGAAAUGUGGACUCGUCAGACCUCAGAACACUUUUACAAUUUGCACCAGUCCAUCUUAGAUGAGCUCGGGCCCAGCGAAGCCGGCGGCGUUUCUGGGUGUUGUUGAUAAAUGGGUUGUACUUGUAUAGCGCUUUUCUACCUUCAAGGUACUCAAAGCGCUUUGACACUACUUCCACAUUUACCCAUUCACACACUGAUGGAGGGAGCUGCCAUGCAAGGCGCCAACCAGCACCCAUCAGGAGCAAGGGUGAAGUGUGCAAGUUACCCAUGCCUUGGGCACUAAUACACCCCCAUACCAUCACCCAUGCUGGCUUUUGCACUUUGCGCCUAGAACAAUCCGGAUGAUUCUUUUCCUCUUUGGUCCGGAGGACACGACAUCCACAGUUCUCAAAAACAAUUUGAAAUGUGGACUCGUCAGACCUCAGAAGACUUUUACAAUUUGCAUCAGUCCAUCUUAGAUGAGCUCGGGCCCAGCGAAGCCGGCGGAGUUUCUGGGUGUUGUUGAUAAAUGAUGAAUGAGUUGUACUUGUAUAGCGCUUUUCUACCUUCAAGGUACUCAAAGCGCUUUGACACUACUUCCACAUUCACACACACAUUCACACACUGAUGGAGGGAGCUGCCAUGCAAGGCGCCAAACAGCACCCAUCAGGAGCAAGGGUGAAGUGUGCAAGUUAACCAUGCCUUGGGCACUAAUACACCCCCAUACCAUCACCCAUGCUGGCUUUUGCACUUUGCGCCUAGAACAAUCCGGAUGAUUAUUUUCCUGUUUGGUCCGGCGGACACGACAUCCACAGUUAUCAAAAACAAUUUGAAAUGUGGACUCGUCAGACCUCAGAAGACUUUUACAAUUUGCAUCAGUCCAUCUUAGAUGAGAUCGGGCCCAGCGAAGCCGGCGGCGUUUCUGGGUGUUGUUGAUAAAUGAUAAUGUAUAGCGCUUUUCUACCUUCAAGGUACUCAAAGCGCUUUGACACUACUUCCACAUUCACACACACAUUCACACACUGAUGGAGGGAGCUGCCAUGCAAGGCGCCAACCAGCACCCAUCAGGAGCAAGGGUGAAGUUUCUUGCUCAGGACACAACGGACGUGACGAGGUUGGUACUAGGUGGGAUUUGAACCAGGGACCCUCGGGUUGCGCACGGCCACGCCGUCCCUGAUAAAUGGCUUUGGCUUUUGCAUGGUAGAGUUUUAACUUGGACAUACAGAUGUAGCGACCAACUGUAUUUAGUGACAGUGGUUUUUUUUCAAGUGUUCCUGAGCCCAUGUGGUGAUAUCCUUUACACACUGAUGUCAUUUUUUGAAUGCACGGGCAUUCAAUGUUGGUUUUCGACCUUGCAGCGAUUUUUCCAGAUUCUCUGAACCUUUUGACGACAUUACGGGCCGUAGACGGCGAAAUCCCUAAAUUCCUUGCAAUAGCUGGUUGAAAAAUGUUGUUCUUAACCAAUUUGCUCACGCAUUUGGUCACAAAGUGUUUACCCUUUGUUUGUGAACGACUGAGCAUUUCAUGGAAGCUGCUUUUUUUUUUUUUUUAUACCCACCUGUUCCCAAUUAGCCUGUUCACCUGUGUUUGAUGAGCAUUCCUCAACUUUCUCAGUCUUUCUCGCCACUUGUGCCAGCUUUUUCGAAACAUGUUACAGGCUUUAAAUUCCAAAAUAACUAAGUUGACCAGUUGGAACAUUAAAUAUCUUGUCUUUGCAGUCUAUUCAAGUGAAUAUAAGUUGAAAAGGAUUGGCAAAUCAUUGUAUUCUGUUUUUAUUUAACAAUUUACACAACUUGCCAACUUCACCGGUUUUGGGUUUUUGCAGAAUCGGGGAUGAGCGAGAAUCGGUGAUUCGGAUGCAAAGUUGAUUCUUUUCGUGCACUCCUUAUAUUAUUAUGCACUCAUCUUCCAGGGACUUCACUAGUCUUAAGCUGCGAGUACGGAGAGAAGCGUUGAAAACUUUAAAGCAGGGGUGUCGAACUCAAUUGUCGCCCAGGGGCCACAAGGAGGGCCGGACUAUUAAAAUCGUGGCAUUAAAACCCAAAAAAAAAUAUAGUUUUCUUUGUCUUACUUUGGCCCAAAAUAGAAUAAAAUAUUACGAUUAAAAUACAGGAAAAAAAAUACCGGCCGCGGUAAAGUCAAAAGUGAACUAAAUACAUUUAAUUAUGCAUGAAAGUGUUUUAUUUUUUAAUGAAUUAAAUAACGUUUAUGACAACCUUUUUUCCAUAACACAAUAUAGAAUGAGAGAUAUAACAGAAUAAUGCACACAUUUAGGCGGUAUAGCUCGAUUUGUAAAGGUGUUCCAGGUUCGAUCCCCGCUCCCGCCAUCCUAGUCACUGCCGUAGUGUCCUUGGGCAAGACACUCAACCCAAUUGCUCCCAGUACCACCCACACUGCUUGGAAUCUAACUUAGAUAUUAGGUUUCGCUAUGUAAAAGCGCUUUGAGUCACUAGAGAAAAAGCGCUAUAUAAAUAUAAUUCACUUCACUUCUACGACUGUAUAUAUCGGUAUCGGUUGAUAUCGGAAUCGGUAAUUAAGAGUUGGACAAUAUCGGGAUAUGGGCAAAAAAUGUGCAUCACAACAAUAUUAAAUAAAAAAUAGUCAAAUAAUUACCUCAGCUCCACCAAUGACUGAAUAAUAAUCAAUCAAUCAAUCAAUCAAUGUUUACUUAUAUAGCCCUAAAUCACAAGUGUCUCAAAGGGCUGCACAAACCACAACGACAUCCUCGGUUCAGAUCCCACAUAAGGGCAAAGGAAAAACUCACAACCCAGUGGGAUGUCAAUGAGAAUGACUAUGAGAAACCUUGGAGAGGACCCCCUGGGGGAGACCGGAUGCAAUGGACGUCAAGUGGGCCUGGCAUAAUAUAGUGAGAGUCCAGUCCAUAGUGGAUCUAACGUAAUAGUGAGAGUCCAGUCCAUAGUGGAUCUAACAUAAUAGUGAGAGUCCAGUCCAUAGUGGAUCUAACAUAAUAGUGAGAGUCCAGUCCAUAGUGGAUCUAACAUAAUAGUGAGAGUCCAGUCCAGAGCGGAUCUAGAAUAAUAUUGUGAAAGUCCAGUCCAUAGUGGAUCUAACAUAAUAGUGAGAGUCCAGUCCAUAGUGGAUCUGACAUAAUAGUGAGAGUCCAUUCCAUAGUGGAUCUAACAUUAGAAUGAGAGUCCAGUCCAUAGUGGAUCCAACAUAAUAGUGAGAGUCCAGUCCAUAGUGGAUCUAACAUAAUAGUGAGAGUCCAGUCCAUAGUGGAUCUAACAUAAUUUUGUGAAAGUCCAGUCCAUAGUGGAUCUAACAUAAUAGUGAGAGUCCAGUCCAUAGUGGAUCUAACAUAAUAGUGAGAGUCCAGUCCAUAGUGGAUCCAACAUCUUAGUGAGAGUCCAGUCCAUAGUGGAUCUAACAUAACAGUGAGAGUCCAGUCCAUAGUGGAUCUAACAUUAGAAUGAGAGUCCAGUCCAUAGUGGAUCCAACAUCUUAGUGAGAGUCCAGUCCAUAGUGGAUCUAACAUAAUUUUGUGAAAGUCCAGUCCAUAGUGGAUCUAACAUAAUAGUGAGAGUCCAGUCCAUAGUGGAUCUAACAUAAUAGUGAGAGUCCAGUCCAGAGCGGAUCUAGAAUAAUAUUGUGAAAGUCCAGUCCAUAGUGGAUCUAACAUAAUAGUGAGAGUCCAGUCCAUAGUGGAUCUGACAUAAUAGUGAGAGUCCAUUCCAUAGUGGAUCUAACAUUAGAAUGAGAGUCCAGUCCAUAGUGGAUCCAACAUAAUAGUGAGAGUCCAGUCCAUAGUGGAUCUAACAUAAUAGUGAGAGUCCAGUCCAUAGUGGAUCUAACAUAAUUUUGUGAAAGUCCAGUCCAUAGUGGAUCUAACAUAAUAGUGAGAGUCCAGUCCAUAGUGGAUCUAACAUAAUAGUGAGAGUCCAGUCCAUAGUGGAUCCAACAUCUUAGUGAGAGUCCAGUCCAUAGUGGAUCUAACAUAACAGUGAGAGUCCAGUCCAUAGUGGAUCUAACAUUAGAAUGAGAGUCCAGUCCAUAGUGGAUCCAACAUCUUAGUGAGAGUCCAGUCCAUAGUGGAUCUAACAUAAUUUUGUGAAAGUCCAGUCCAUAGUGGAUCUAACAUAAUAGUGAGAGUCCAGUCCAUAGUGGAUUCAACAUAAUAGUGAGAGUCCAGUCCAUAGUGGCUCUAACAUAAUAGUGAGAGUCCAGUCCAUAGUGGAUCCAAUAUAAUAAUGAGUCCAGUCCAUAGUGGAUCCAACAUAAUACUGAGAGUCCAGUCCAUAGUGGAUCUAGCAUAAUAUUGUGAAAGUCCAGUCCAUAGUGGAUCUAACAUAAUUUUGUGAAGGUCCAGUCCAUAGUGGAUCUAACAUAAUAGUGAAAGUCCAGUCCAUCGUGGAUCCAACAUAAUAGGGAAAGUCAAGUCCAAAGUGGAUCCAACAUAAUAGUGAGAGUCCAGUCCAUAGUGGAUCCAACAUAAUUAUGAGAGUCCAGUCCAUAGUGGAUCUAACAUAAUAGUGAGAGUCCAGUCCAUAGUGGAUCUAACAUAGUGAGAGUCCAGUCCAUAAUGGAUCAAACAGAAUAGUGAGAGUCCAGUCCAUAGUGGAUCAACAUAACUGUGAGAGUCCAGUCCAUAGUGGACCUAACAUAAUAGUGAGAGUCCAGUCCAUAGUGGAUCUAACAUAAUAGUCAGAAUCCAGUCCAUAGUGGAUCUAACAUAAUAGUGAGAGUCCAGUCCAUAGUGGAUCUAACAGAAUAUUGUGAAAGUCCAGUCCACAAUGGAUCCAACAUAAUAGUGAGAGUCCAGUCCAUAGUGGAUCCAACAUAAUAGUGAAAGUCAAGUCGAAAGUGGAUCCAACAUAAUAUUGAGAGUCUAGUCCAUAGUGGAUCCAACAUAAUAGUGAGAGUCCAGUCCAUAGUGGAUCUGACAUAAUAGUGAGAGUCCAGUCCAUAAUGGAUCCAACAUAUUAGUGAGAGUCCACGGUCCAUAGUGGAUCCAACAUAAUAGUGAGAGUCCAGUCCAUAGUGGGGCCAGAAAGAGACCAUCCCGAGCGGAGACGGGUCAGCAGCACAGAGAUGUCCCCAACCGAUGAAAAACAAAAAAUAAAUAAAUAUAAAACCAAUAUAAAAAUAAAUAUAAUUAAAAACGACUUUAAAGGGUAAAACCAAUUAAAACAAUCAAAAUUGUAAAAAAAAUAAUAAAAAUCAAUAAAAAAAUAAUCAACUAUCAUCCUGAUAGAUCAUUAAUUCGUCCUCAGGCCUUGACUUUGACACCCCUGCUCUAGACUAAGGUGAGCGCUCACAAUGCUGGAGAGAGAACUCCCCCGCAGGCUAGGACAAAUCAUCCGACCCGAACGGACUCUCCGAAGGAUCUCGGACCUCGUGGAGCGUCGUCUCUCCUGAGACGCCGGAGAGGAUCUACGGCCUUCAUGUUUGAUGCUUUUGUAACCGGGCGGGUUCUGUAAAUAGGAAUAAAUAAACAUGGUUUUAAAUGUG